CUUCAAAAGACUGAUGCGCAGAUACCUUUCAGCGACAUUUCACGUUGAGAAGUCCAUGCUCGUUCAAGGACGGAUUACAGGGUUUCCUCAUUUACAUUUUGAAUAUCCCCAAAGAACCGCUGCUUACCAGCUAUACUCUCAACCAUCAUGCCUGCUCUUGCAAACGAACUUAUUUCACGUCUAACGCCUGCUUCGAGCGUCCACUUGCUAUUAGUGGCGUUUGUACUCUAUCGUAUCGGUGUCGUCAUUUGGCGACUCUUCUUCCACCCUCUUGCCGGCUUCCCAGGGCCCAAGCUCUACGCGGCUUCUUACUUACCAUUCACCUUUCAGAAUUAUGUUAUGGGAACGCUCGUGAAAGAGUCGCUAAAUUUGCACAAGAAGUACGGCCCAAUUGUCCGUGUUUCCCCUACCCGCCUCGCUAUCGACGGCUCUAUAGCCUGGCCGGAAAUCUUCACUAGACGCCCUCACCAGGCUGAGUUCGAAAAGACGGUCGAAUUUUACGGGCUGUCUGAUAGGAUCGGUAUCUUUCCGACCUACCGCGAAGACCACCGACGGCAACGACGGAUAAUGGCCCAUGCCUUCUCCGAAGCCGCCUUGACAGAGCAGGAAUCCUACGUGAAAUCCUACGUUGACCUGCUGAUGUUGAGACUCGGCGAGCAGGCGCAACAAGGCAAGAUCUCCGACAUAGCCAAGUGGUACAAUUGCUUUACGUUCGAUGUUAUCGGCGAGCUAGCGUUUGCUGAUCCUUUCUACUCUCUGGAGAAGAGCGACUAUCACCCAUGGAUUGCCAUGAUUUUCUUCUCAAUCAAAGCCAACAGCAGGAUUAUGUUUCUGUUUCAAUACUCCUUCCUACGCCCGUUUCUUCUACUAGUGGGCAGCAAGACGAUGCGGAUGAAGGACGAGUCCGAAAAUCUCGCCCGCGAGAAGACUGACAAGAGGUUGGCCCUCAGAGACGACAACCGCAAGGACUUUAUGUCCUAUAUCCUCCGGAAUAACAAGGAGGAUGGGAACGGGAUGUCCCACGAAGAAAUCCACGCCAACUCUCGGGCUUUCAUCGUUGCGGGCAGUGAGACCACGGCCACCGCGCUCUCAGGCUUAACGUUCCACCUGACGCGUAACCCUGAUGUGUACAGAAAUCUCGUGCAGGAGAUACGAGAGGCGUUCGCUUCCGAGGAGGAGAUUACGACGAAGUCCACGAAGAGGCUAACCUACCUCCACGCCUGCCUCGAGGAGACGUUGCGCAUCUACCCGCCAGCUGCCGAGACGCCCCCAAGGGUCUCUCCCGGCGAUGUCAUUGACGGGAAGUUUAUUCCCAAAGGAACCUACAUAUCCGUAUACCAGUGGGCGACGCACCACAACCCACUUAACUUCGCCGACCCGGACGCCUUCAGGCCCCAGCGCUUCCUCCCCGUGGCUCACCCGUUGUACGAGUCCAGAUAUUCUACGGACAACAAAGCGGCCUUUAGGCCAUUCUCGACUGGGCCCCGGGACUGCAUUGGAAAGAACCUUGCCUACGCGGAGAUGCAAGUAGUCGCGGCCAGGCUGCUAUGGAGCUUUGAUAUUGAGCUGCAGGAGGGCCAAGAGGAUUGGGUCUCGUCCCAGGCCACCUUUACUGUCUAUCACAAGGGUCCGUUGAUGGUAAAGCUAAAGCCUCGGGCUAAGUAAGGGAGGAUGUGUUUCUCGAAACAUAGGGAAUGAGUAUAGCUACAUAUAGUGUAGUGUCUUACGUUUUUUCUCUUGUCACCCUCUCUUGGUUCUUGGAAGCUCUUGUGGCAUGUGGCAUAGAAUAGGGUUAGUAUUCGAAGCUCCUGAUUAUCAUUUAAGGUCUAAAGG
Molecule: messenger RNA, 1833 nt
Organism: Colletotrichum navitas
Lineage: Eukaryota; Fungi; Ascomycota; Sordariomycetes; Glomerellales; Glomerellaceae
Product: cytochrome P450 CYP561D2P
Exons: 3
Coding region: 148-1665 (505 amino acids)
Molecular function (GO): heme binding; iron ion binding; oxidoreductase activity, acting on paired donors, with incorporation or reduction of molecular oxygen
Source: RefSeq, a predicted model, not a curated record